Molecule: messenger RNA, 369 nt
Organism: Saccostrea cuccullata (small rock oyster)
Lineage: Eukaryota; Metazoa; Mollusca; Bivalvia; Ostreida; Ostreidae
Exons: 2
Coding region: 31-369 (112 amino acids)
Source: RefSeq, a predicted model, not a curated record
AUUGUCGAGGCAGAUUCUUAAGUUAUUAUUAUGACGCCAUCACUAGAAGAUGUCGUGCCUUCUUCUAUUCUGGUUGCCAGGGAAACGAGAACAGAUUUCCUAGCAGACAAGAAUGUCAGCAAAUCUGCGGCAGUGGGGGAAUCGUGGGUGAUGUCUGUACACUUCCGCCUGUCCAGGGGCCAUGUCGAGCGAGCAUGCGCCGCUUCUUCUUUAAUCCUGCUCUCGGGCAAUGUGAGCCUUUCCAGUAUGGCGGUUGCCGAGGCAACAGAAACAACUUCCAAACCAUCCAGGCCUGUCAGCAGAGAUGUGGGGGUGGUGGCGGGGGCGGAGGGGGAGGGGACGGGGGCGUGUUUCCACCAGGUAAUAUAA